CGAGUUGGUCUUAUGUGUUGCGAGCAAUUGCAUAUGCAUUUCCCUUCGGCACCGGAUGAGACCGAGUCAAUCCAUUGAUUUGCAAUUUCGAGUGGCCCACCAUCAACCAGUCGGCAGUUGGCAUCCAGCAGAGUCGGUACUGUCCACACCGCUGUCACCGGACAGUGAGCUAAGCACGAUGGAAGUGGACAAGUGUCUUAACUUUACCAAAAACAUCCGAACGCAUGCUGCAAUCGUGGGAACACUUUUUACAUUCGGCACGAUUGUCUGCAUAGUUCAAGGUGCACAAGAGUACGGUGCUGAGGCGGAACAGCUUUCGGAGGAAUCCCAAAAUGACUUCAAGUACGUCCUGCUCGUGCUAGGCAUUUUGAAUGCAUUCAUCGCAAUCGUGUACUGGAUCGGGUUCCUGAAGAAAAAUCGUUUGCUUUUCUCCUCCAUCACCCUGUGAGCCAGCGUAAGCUUUGGUGCCUCACGUUUAUUCGCAUACUUUAUACCGUCGGCACUCCAUUACAAUUCUACCGCAUGUUGGGUGCGUUUGUUAGCGAGGACA
Molecule: messenger RNA, 550 nt
Organism: Anopheles stephensi (Asian malaria mosquito)
Lineage: Eukaryota; Metazoa; Arthropoda; Insecta; Diptera; Culicidae
Exons: 3
Coding region: 56-448 (130 amino acids)
Source: RefSeq, a predicted model, not a curated record